Messenger RNA from Zootoca vivipara (common lizard), 582 nucleotides. It is a transcript of the gene NPVF, whose product is annotated as neuropeptide VF precursor. Gene Ontology annotation, biological process: negative regulation of gonadotropin secretion; neuropeptide signaling pathway. The record is from RefSeq and is a predicted model, not a curated record. NCBI's taxonomy places the organism in Eukaryota, Metazoa, Chordata, Lepidosauria, Squamata, Lacertidae. Gene Ontology annotation, molecular function: signaling receptor binding.
UUUUCUGCUGUCCAGAUUUGGAUCUCUGAUGUAAAUACGAUCUAGGAGAACUGAAAAUUAUUUCAAAUGAACAGAUUAAUCUUAUUUACUUUAGCUACAUGUUCGCUUUUGGCCUCAAAGACCUUCUGCCGUGAUGAAUCGGUAAUGACCAGCUUGCACAGCGGAGAAGAAUACAGUGAUGAUAACUAUUCCGAGUCUAAUGAAGACAUCAUAGAAGAAAACCAGAGAAGCCUGAACCUUGAAGAAUUGGAGGACUGGGGGCUGAAGAACAUCAUUAAGAUGAGCACACCCACCACAAAGAAGGUGCCCAACUCAGCUGCAAAUUUGCCACUGCGGUUUGGCAGAAACUUUCAGGAAGAGAGAAGCAUCAAGCCUGCAGCAAACCUGCCUCUCCGGUUUGGAAGGGCGUCUGCCGGAAGCCUUGCUCGGCACACCCUUCCUUUGUCACAAAGGUCUGAGAGAGCUCCUUCGGUUCAAAGUUCCUUCCAUUCUCCCGCCAACUUGCCACAAAGAUUUGGGACGUCACUUCUCUUCAGUCUGCCCCAAGUGGCCAAAGACCCUGACCAAGGCAAUAAGAAGUAA